Colletotrichum costaricense is the source of this 792-nucleotide messenger RNA. RefSeq lists its product as uncharacterized. The coding region runs from base 1 to 792 and encodes 263 amino acids. Lineage: Eukaryota; Fungi; Ascomycota; Sordariomycetes; Glomerellales; Glomerellaceae. The record is from RefSeq and is a predicted model, not a curated record. The transcript has a single exon.
AUGCGGACGCUUGACCAAGUCGAGUACUCUGAGGAGGCUACAGUCGCCGCCGUGAUCGACUUUUACGUCUUUCUGACUAAAAUGUACCUUCCCGAGUCGGCUGUCGUGCACCCGCCGCCAGGAGGGUGGCCAACGUUGGCCUCUGAUUUACAGGGCCUGGGGAAGUCAGACGAGGUACUGAGCCUACUUUCACACCUACCGUACAUCCGCCAAGAUCUCGACGACAACGAGAUACCAGAAAUCACCCCUGGAGGUCGUUGGAUAGACUGGCGCAUGUCCGGUACCUGGGUACGCGAGGGCGGCAGCGACAUCGACGAGCUUCGCACCAUCACCGCCACCACGGAGCACGUACCCGAGAGCGUCGUCGGGCUGACGAUGAGCGAGCACCACACCUUCCUGAUUGAUACGGAGCUCGGCGUCAUUUACUGGCCAGAGUGUCCCGGCCGGCUCCGCGACGGGCCCCGGUGCAUCGAGGACGACCCGUACGAUUACUGCGACGAUGAGGAAGACGCCGAGUGGCGUGCCGACGGCGCCGCCUGGUCUGUCGCCGACUUCUUCAAGGUGCUCAAGGCCGAGUACCACUUGCUGCGCUGGGUGCCGUGUAACGAGUACGAGGUCUUGGAUUCGGAGAGCGCGAUGACGAGGAAUCCUAUUCCGGCGCUGCAGAAGGUUUACCGGCGCCACGGUUGGCCCGAUUCGCAAGAGUAUCGAAAGGAGGAGUGCCUUGAGGAGACGAAGGCGGUUAUGAUUGCAAUUGAGCAGGCAGGGGAUGAGGAGGAAGGGCGCACUUAG